CGUUCACUAGGUUCCUGAAGAGCCUUAGCCAUUGUAGUUUCUUGGUGUCCAAACAAAAGCCAACUUAGAGUUGAGAAAACUCAUUUUCCAGGGAGACCGAGACCUGUUAGAGUGUUUGAGAUCAGAAUGGCUUCUGGUGGGCAGCAGCAGUUUCCUCCUCAGAAACAGUCGACACAGCCUGGGAAAGAACAUGUCAUGAAUCCUAUCCCUCAGUUCACCAGCCCUGACUGCAAGCCUUCUAACAAGCUUCAAGGAAAGGUGGCUUUAGUUACUGGAGGUGAUUCUGGGAUUGGCCGAGCAGUUUGCCACUGCUUUAUCAGAGAGGGUGCAACCGUGGCCUUCACCUAUGUGAAGUCUCAGGAGGACAAGGAUGCACACGACACUCUGCAGAUGCUGAAAAAGGAAAUGACGCCAGACACAAAGGACCCUAUGGCUAUAGCUGCUGAUUUGGGGUUUGAUGAGAACUGCAAGAAAGUUGUUGAUGAGGUGGUCAACGCAUACGGUCGGAUUGACAUUCUGGUUAAUAAUGCAGCUGAACAGUAUAAGGCAAGCAGUGUGGAGGAGAUUGAUGAGGAGAGGCUUGAAAGGGUGUUCAGGACUAACAUCUUUUCUUACUUCUUCUUGACCAGGCAUGCUUUGAAGCACAUGAAGGCAGGCAGUUCCAUAAUAAACACUACAUCCAUAAAUGCAUACAAAGGGAAUGAUAAGCUACUUGAUUACACAGCAACCAAGGGUGCAAUUGUGGCUUUCACACAACUUGUAAAAAGAGGAAUACGUGUCAAUGGCGUCGCACCAGGGCCCAUAUGGACUCCGCUGAUUCCGGCAUCCUUUGAUGAAGAGGAGACUUCCAAGUUUGGAUCCGAAGUUCCUAUGCAAAGAGCCGGCCAGCCUAUCGAAGUUGCACCAUCCUAUGUGUUCCUUGCCUGCAACCACUGCUCCUCCUACAUAAGUGGCCAAGUCCUCCAUCCAAAUGGUGGUGCCAUAGUGAAUGCUUGAUAUGGGUCUGGGGUUAAGCCAAGCUCUCUGUUUUCAGUGCCUUUUACCUUAUAAACAGUGUUUUAUCGUUUGCUGCAUGUAAGAGUGGUAAAAAGUCCUUAUCUGUAUUUCCGAAUGUGAGUAGCUUUUGGGCAAGGCAGCCUGAACGCUUAAGUUAAAUGUGUGCUUUGAAAUGAGAAUGUUGGGUUUGUUUUGUUUGUGUGUAGAGCAACAUCCAUGGUCCUUGGGCUCUCUAGUAAGUAAUAAUGGAACUAAGCAGGAGCAAUAUCAGAAGUAAAUAGAUGUUUUUGUUUGUGUAAACGUGUUUAUAUCUGGUGAACUCUUUUCAUGGUUUGUCUGUCUUCGUUUGGGAUGAAAAUUAUCAACAAGCAGAAACAGGGUUGUCAUUGAUUUCCAUUCCGCAGUUACAAACUCUUGGCAGACAGCAUUGGGUUUUUCAUAGACACUAC
Molecule: messenger RNA, 1445 nt
Organism: Theobroma cacao (cacao)
Lineage: Eukaryota; Viridiplantae; Streptophyta; Magnoliopsida; Malvales; Malvaceae
Product: NADPH-dependent aldehyde reductase 1, chloroplastic-like
Molecular function (GO): oxidoreductase activity
Source: RefSeq, a predicted model, not a curated record